AUGCAAUUAUAUAAGAAUAAAAAAAAGGUGGUGGCAACGACAUGUGGUGGUGGUGAUGGCACUGGGGGUGGCGGCGUUGGUGGCAAUUGUGGUGGUGGUCAUGAUGGUGAGAGUGGUGGUGGAGGUGGCAGCGACGAUGGUGGUGGUGGCAAUAGUGGUGGGGAUGGCAAUGUUGGUAGGGUUGGUAGUAGGGGUGGCAAUGGCGAUGGCACGGGUGGUAGAGGUAGCGGCAGUGGCGGUGAUAGCCAUGACAAGAUGGUGGUAGUAGAGGUGGUGAAAUCAUAUCUUGAUAAUAAAAAUAAUAUAUCUAUCAAAAUCUUUGGGGGGAAGCAAAGAUUUGUCAUGGCCUAA
Prunus armeniaca (apricot) is the source of this 351-nucleotide messenger RNA. The record is from the annotation of a GenBank genome assembly. NCBI's taxonomy places the organism in Eukaryota, Viridiplantae, Streptophyta, Magnoliopsida, Rosales, Rosaceae.